Messenger RNA from Cyphellophora europaea CBS 101466, 963 nucleotides. RefSeq lists its product as uncharacterized. Gene Ontology annotation, biological process: maturation of SSU-rRNA from tricistronic rRNA transcript (SSU-rRNA, 5.8S rRNA, LSU-rRNA). Bases 1 to 963 code for a protein of 320 amino acids. Lineage: Eukaryota; Fungi; Ascomycota; Eurotiomycetes; Chaetothyriales; Cyphellophoraceae. Gene Ontology annotation, cellular component: nucleolus; 90S preribosome. The transcript has a single exon. The record is from RefSeq and is a predicted model, not a curated record.
AUGGCUCUGAAAUCAGCCUCACGCGGUCCAAUACGACUUCGACCGGAUGUAGUAGACGAUGAGAAGCUCAACGAGUUCUCCCAUUCCUCCGAUUACGAAGAUGAGCCCUCGAACGAGGGGUCAACUUCUGGUAGCGGCGAGACUGAGUCUGAGUCCGAGGACGAGUCCGACCUGCUAGAGGGCGUGGCGCAGACUUCAGAAGCUGGAAAUCCUGACGAUGCUGGACAAGAGUCAUCUAAAAGUGCUCUAAACGACAUCAGUUUCGGUGUGCUAGCAGAGGCGCAAGAGAGAUACGCUCCGCCAUCGAAAAAACGAAAAUGGUCUCAGAACGCUGCAGAUCCGGGGGCCGUGCAAGAAGACAACGACCAAAAGUCACAGAAUCGUGCGAAGGAUAUGAAGAAGCCAAAUAAGAUCUCGAGGACGUCAAAGCAUGCCCCCACGGUUUUGUCGUCGCGACAACAAGUCUCGAGAAAGAGAGACGUUUUUGAGCCUUCCCCAGCGAUCAAGUCCCGAGACCCUCGUUUCGACCCGACUAUCAUGUCCUCCACUUUUGACAAAAACACUGUGGACAAAGCCAACAAGAACUACGCCUUCCUCACCACUUACCAAGCAGUAGAGAUUCUGGACUUGAAAGCUCAGAUCAAAAAGACCAAGGAUCCAGAGUUGGUGGCAGCUCUGAAACGAAAAGUCAUGUCGGCCGAAGCUAAAAUCCGCAAUGCUGAAGCUCGACAGAGAGAGAGUAAGAUUGUGACGGAGCACAACCAGAAGGAACGCGAAGCGAUUCGAGCCGGCCAGAAGGCUAAGCCCUACUACCUCAAGCCUGGUGAGAUCAGAAAGCAAGCCGAAGAAGAGCGAGUGGCUAGCAUGGGCAAGCGCGCCAGAGAUAAAGCGGAGAAACGAAAGAAGAAGCGUGAGAAGUCCAAAGAUGCAAAGAACAUGCCCAGAUUUCGACGGGACGGCUAG